AUGUGGGCGUUUUGCAUGGUUUUGGUUAUGGCUCUCUGCCACCUGCAAGGUGGCCAAGGAGAAGCUCUUAAAGAUAUUGGUGUGAAUUGGGGUGCAAUGGCUUCUACACCUCUGUAUCCUCCUGUUGUGGUGGAUUUGUUGAAAGAAAAUGGAAUUAGUAGAAUAAAGCUUUUUGAUGCAGAUCCUUGGACUGUUGGUGCCUUUUCUGGCUCAGACAUUGAAGUCAUGGUUGGAAUUCCUAAUGAGAUGUUGAAGAAACUUUCUAAAGAUAAAGAUAAUGCAGAACAUUGGGUUAAACAUAAUGUUAGCAAACAAGUUGAUGGAGGGGUCAACAUCAGAUAUAUAUCUGUAGGAAAUGAGCCAUUCUUGAAAAGUUACAAUGAUUCGUUUGUGGGGAUUACACUUCCAGCAAUGAAGAACGUUCAAAGGGCAAUUAACAAGGCUGGUCUUGGAGACAAAAUCAAGGUAACAUCAGCUUUGAAUGCUGAUGUAUAUGAGUCUGCUACAGAUAAACCGUCUGAUGGAACUUUUCGCAAAGACAUUUAUGAUAUCAUGAAACAGAUAGUGUCAUUUCUCGAUGAAAACAAGUCACCAUUUCUUGUUAACAUAUAUCCGUUCCUCAGUCUGUAUCAGAAUGAGGAUUUUCCAAAGGAUUAUGCAUUCUUCGAUGGUAAUGCUAAAGGAACUGACGACAAAAAUGUGCAUUACACCAACAUGUUUGAUGCAAAUUUAGACACUCUUAUUUGGUCGCUAAAGAAAGCUGGUCACCCUAAUGUGUCAAUCGUUAUAGGUGAAGUUGGAUGGCCAACAGAUGGUGAUAAAAACGCGAAUGAAGAAAAUGCAAAAAGGUUCUACCGAGGGUUUCUCAAGAGAAUGGCAAGCAAAAAAGGGACUCCACUUCAUCCAAAAUCUAUGAUUACUUAUCUGUUUUCUCUCACUGAUGAAAACCAGAAAAGUAUUGCACCAGGUGACUUUGAACGCCACUGGGGCAUUUUUACAUACGAUGGGAAGCCAAAGUUUUCUAUUGAUUUUUCUGGGAAAGGACAAGACAAAAUGCCUAUAGCAGCAAAAGGGGUUGUUUACCAAGAGAAAAAAUGGUGUGUUCUUAAACAGGUCAACAAUAAUAAUAAACAGGCUGUGGGAGAAGCAUUAACUUAUGCUUGUUCAAUGGGUGAUUGCACAAGUUUGGGUUUUGCUCGUUCUUGUGCAAAUUUGAAUUUGGCUGGUAAUGUUUCAUAUGCUUUCAAUCAGUAUUUUCAGAUAAACGAUCAAAGUGUUGAGGCAUGUGAUUUCAAUGGAUUAGCAGAGAUUGUUCCAAAUGAUCCAUCUAAAGGAAGUUGCCACUUUCCCAUUGCACUUAUGAGCAGUGCAAACAUUGUUAAAGCAAUGCAUCAUGUGAAGGGAUAUUUAAUUGCUUUCACCUUGAUUUUCACAUUUUUUCUGUAG
Molecule: messenger RNA, 1446 nt
Organism: Vigna unguiculata (cowpea)
Lineage: Eukaryota; Viridiplantae; Streptophyta; Magnoliopsida; Fabales; Fabaceae
Product: glucan endo-1,3-beta-glucosidase 8-like
Biological process (GO): carbohydrate metabolic process
Molecular function (GO): hydrolase activity, hydrolyzing O-glycosyl compounds
Source: RefSeq, a predicted model, not a curated record